AUGUCCGUUGUCUCAGCCCUGAAGGGCGACUUGCCGCAGCAAGCUCGAUCAUUGUACCGCCAGCUGCUGCGUCAAGGCAAGCAGUUUGAGGCCUACAACUUCAGAGAAUACGCGAAGCGCCGAACGAAAGACGCAUUCCGAGAGAAUGCGGGCGUGCAGGACCCUAGAGAGAUACAGACUCUCAUACAGAAGGGGCUGAAGGAGUUGCAGAUGAUGAAGCGCCAAACGGUCAUUAGCCAGUUCUACCAGAUAGAUCGGUUAGUAGUGGAGGGCGGAAUAUCGGGUAAGCAAAGCGGAAAGUCGGGAGAUAUUUCGCGGCAGAAGGAUACAGGGGUCACCUCGUUCUUCUUAUGCGUCUCGCCUCUACUACACGAGACGUACCAGCCCUGUACCAUUACAACUUCAUUGUACAUCAAGCGCGCGUUUCGUCCAAAUACCCAAACGCGACGUGGAAAUCGUAGUGGAUAUGUAGAACAUGACGAUUUUGAGGGCUUGCCCGUAAGACAAUGGCGCCAGGAAUGGGUUAAAAUUGGACCGCCUCCGCCCGCAGAUACAACUCAGAAGAACGAUAUAUGGGCAAUCGAACUUCCACAUGGCAUGCCCAAAGAUUCGCAUUUGCUGCCCACGCACACUCAAGAGUUGCUAAGAGCAGCUCGCUCGGGGAGGCUGUACAAGCGGCCAGCACCCGCGGAAGAAGAGGAGGUUGACCCCGAUGCCGCCCUAGCAGAAAAAUCGGAGAAGAAGGAGGAGGACCCAAGCAUCAAAGGCUAUCAAGUCAAAGUUUGGAAACAGGUCGCCCGUAAUGCCGAAGGUGCCACUAUUUCCCACCUGGCUAAACGGAGGAAAGGAGUUAUCACGCUAUCGUCUAGCCUUCCGGCUGGCCCGUCAUCUAGUCCGAUCAUAAUGAAAGCUACCGUCCGCCGCAUCGACGCCGCAGGAAAUCCUUACACGCAAGAAAUUACAUUAAAUGAAGGCCAGCCGGUGGAUGGGGAGAUUAUAUCGACUACGGUGGUGCCAGCACCUAAUACUAAUGCAAAUGGCGAAACAUCUGUGGCUGCGACUCCGGUCCGAAGGCGGCCGCCACCGCCUAAGAGAAAGUCUAAGGGUCCUGGCCGAGGACGGAAGAAGAAGCUGCCUUUGCCAACGAACACACGCCCCGAAGCGACUAAUAUAGGCGUGGAUAAUACUACGGAUGGUACCAAACUCAAUCUUCCAGAAUCUGAUAAUACCAAACAAGACGACCAAUCCGAAACCAAAAACCAGGACAGUGAAAUGGCCGACGAUGAUGACGGAGAUGAUGGAGAAGAUGAUGGAGAAGAUGGUGAUGAUGGCGACGAUGGCGACGAGGAGGACAGCGAAAUGCCUGAUGGUGAGAACGGAGCGGGUUUCAGAGCUGAAAGCGAAACCAAACCUGAUAGCGUCGCUGAAGUUCCUCCAACGAUUACUCAGGCUGAGCCCUCCAUCGACACGAUACCACCGGAGAUCUCGCCUAGUGCUGGACCGCUGCUAACAAAAGGACCGUCGCCUCCUUCUAAUUCUAACUUAAACCCAGUCCAACCUCUUCCACAGCAUGUCCCAUCGCAAUUCGAAGGAAGCCCGCUCAAAAAUGUUGUAGCUGCAACAUCACCAGCCGACUUAUCGCCGAAACUUCCACCGAUCGGAGAAAUCGCAAGUACAGUCACUACAACUGAUACUAGACCGUCGGAAACGUCAUUGGCUUCCGUUCCGGCGUUAACCGAUCCCAUCGAAACAGUUGCUCAGGAAACGGAAUCAGCUGCAGCAAAACUUGAAGUAGACGUAGAGAUGACAGAUGGACCUCGCCAAGAGCAGACAGAAACUCUGGUUCCGCCCGUAAUGGAAGAAGAAGCGCAACAACUGGAUAUUUCAGCGGUUAAUCCGCUACCAAUCGUAAAUCCUAUUCAAGGCGAAGAUACUUCUAUGCAUCGCUCAUCACCACCGCCUGCAGUUAUGCCAGAGACUACGAAUACCGAACAGCCAAUCGAAGAGGUUGUUUCUGAGACAGUUGUGAGCGUGGUUACGAAUCAAGAACCGCAGGCCCCUGAAGCGGCUUCGGCUCCGGCUCUGGUACCUACCGAUGACCUACCAGCUCCUGGGCUUAUUGAUACCAAAGCCGAAGGUGCUACUAUAGAAGGCGGAGAGGAGAAUGAACCCGAAAGCCCCGAUUUAUUCAGUGGUCUGGAGGCCGCCUUGAAUCAGCAAGGCGGGUCAAAGGAGGUUACGCCUGCUCCGGAAACGAAGACAGCCUGA
Molecule: messenger RNA, 2268 nt
Organism: Daldinia childiae
Lineage: Eukaryota; Fungi; Ascomycota; Sordariomycetes; Xylariales; Hypoxylaceae
Product: LYR motif-containing protein 4
Exons: 8
Coding region: 1-2268 (755 amino acids)
Biological process (GO): iron-sulfur cluster assembly
Cellular component (GO): mitochondrion; L-cysteine desulfurase complex
Source: RefSeq, a predicted model, not a curated record